Molecule: messenger RNA, 1312 nt
Organism: Gossypium arboreum
Lineage: Eukaryota; Viridiplantae; Streptophyta; Magnoliopsida; Malvales; Malvaceae
Product: histone chaperone ASF1B
Exons: 3
Coding region: 374-946 (190 amino acids)
Biological process (GO): DNA replication-dependent chromatin assembly
Cellular component (GO): nucleus
Molecular function (GO): histone binding
Source: RefSeq, a predicted model, not a curated record
AAUUAAUUACUUUUUUGAUACAAAAAAUAAACUUAAUUUUAUUUUGCCCCCAAAUCACCAUUUCCAUCAUUUUCCCUCCUUUUAUUUCUUCUUCCGAACUCCAUCCAUCCAUCAAUUCCAAUUUUAUUUUAAGUUCAUUUCAAGCUCCAAAUCCCCAAAAUCUCAAAACCCCCCACUGAAUUUUUUUUUUUAAUUUUCCUAAAACCUGUUCUUCUCGCCGUUGAUUCUUUUUUUCUUUUAAUAUUCUGAACUUUCUGGCUUUUAUUUGUUUAUUUUACAUUAGGUUUUUACUUGAAGUUCGAUGAAUUUUCGAGAAGCUGGGGUUUGGAUUAAUCGGCUAGAAAUUACUCUAAUUUUUCUUUGAAUCGAGACAAUGAGUGCCGUCAACAUUACUAAUGUUACCGUUUUGGAUAACCCAGCUUCCUUCUUGUCUGCUUUUCAGUUCGAGAUUUCCUACGAGUGUUUGACUCCUCUUAAAGAUGAUUUAGAAUGGAAACUUAUCUAUGUUGGAUCUGCAGAAGAUGAGACUUACGAUCAACUACUGGAGAGUGUACUUGUUGGACCUGUCAAUGUUGGAAAUUACCGUUUUGUACUACAGGCAGACCCGCCAGACCCAUCAAGGAUCCGUGAAGAAGAUAUUAUAGGUGUCACAGUGCUUCUCCUGACUUGUUCAUAUCUUGGCCAAGAGUUUAUCCGAGUCGGCUACUAUGUUAACAAUGAUUAUGAUGAUGAGCAGCUUAGAGAGGAGCCUCCUCCAAAGGUCUUGAUUGAGAAAGUCCAAAGAAAUAUUCUAUCUGAUAAGCCCAGGGUGACAAAGUUCCCCAUAAAUUUCCACCCUGAGAAUGGUGGAAACGAAGAACCCCCUCCAUCUGAUCAACCUGUUGAAAAUGACGGAAACGAGGAAGUUCCUGCUUCACCAAAUCAAAAAGAGGAGCAGGAUCCUUAAAGUUUCUCAUUUACAGACAUGGCUGUUAUUCAAGAUAGAUAACCUGGUAACUAUUUCAGGGAUUGAACCUGAAAUAUGAACCACAGUUUGACAGGGGACGAAGAUGCAUAAUGAAGUAAUGAUUCAGAAAUGCUGGGUUUGAUUUGGUUGUUUUUGUUUGUUAGAAUUUACUGUUUCACUAUGAUGAUUUGCUUAGGCACUUGAAAAUGUUACAAUUGAAUUUCCAAGUUUGUAAUAUGUUUCUAAAAGGAAUUUUAGUUACAUUUUUCUUUAGCUUUACCAAUUGCCUUUUCUGCCUUGCCCUUACAGGCAUUGCGGUUUUGUUGUCACGGACUGUCGUCAUAAGAACUUAAGUUUGGGUUUAAA